AUGUCGGACAGCGAAGGAAAUGAUAAUUCUCUUCGCCAAGAGAUAGAUCGUUGUUCGGCAAAGAUUGAUGCAUUAAGCCAUGAUUUCCAAAAUAGCUGGGAAACUCAAAAUAAUAAAAUUGAAGAAAUCAAAAGGCAAUAUAACACAUUAUACAACACAGCUAAUCAAGUUAUUGCAGAUGCCGAAGAUAUUAAGAGAUCAAAAGACAAUAUUGCAGAACACGAAAAGAAAUUAAAUCAGGUUGCCAAAAAAUUGAAAUUCCUGAAAGAUGCUUCAGACGAACAAGCCCAACAUAUCACAGAACUCCAAAAUACAUCAAACGACCAUAAAGAACGAAUAGAAACACUAGAAGAGUUCAAAAAUGGAGAAGAGAAGCGUCUUAGCGAUCUUAAAAAUGAUAUAAUGGCACAGUUGCAAGCUGAUUAUAACACCAAGUUCCAACAACUCAAAGAAAACUUCGAUCAAAAAAUUAACGAUGAAGUCGCAAAACUAAACACAACGAUUAAACAAGUCCAUGAUGAGUUGAAUGAGAAGCACGAAAGUAAUGUUAAGCAAAUUCAAGAACAUACGUCGCAAAUUGGAAAAAUUAACGAAUAUUUACAACAAGUUGCAAAUAAGAUCAACAAACUUGACGCAAACAUCAAAAGUAUCGAAGAACAUUUACACCAACACGAUGAAAACCUGGAAAAACACGAUUCUGAAAUUAAUAAUAAUACUGAACGAAUUACAGCAUUAGAAAAGCAUUCAACCGAUGUUGAUGACUUAAUUGAAUCCAUCGGAGGAGAUAUCGAAGGUCUACAACAAAAAACCGCCGAAAUCGAAAAAUAUAAUUCAGAAGAUACUGAAGCGUGGAAGAAACGAACGGACAAAAUCGAGCACAAUGCAAAGAAAUACACUAAAUCAACCGCCAGCAACAUAAUGAAGCACGUAGAAGAGACAGACGCCAAACUUUCCGAAUUAACCACCAAUUUCACUGAAUUUUCGACCUCUACGACCAAGAACUUCGACGAAAUCAGGAAGGAAAUACAGGAGCUUCACGCCGAGGACGAAGCUCUUGAAAAAGACUGUCAUUCGACUUUGGACGAAAUUAACAGGAAGAACAGCGAAAUGAAGGCUGUGAUCGAGCAAUCCAAUAAGAAACUGGAGGACAUGAACAACAGGCUCAUUUUCUUGCAGGGAGAAGAGAAAAUUUCAAUGACAGAUUUAAGUGGUCAGAUUCAAACCGUCAGAAAGACAUUGAAUGACUCUGUCGACGGAUUUAACGAUACCGUACAGAAAAUCCGAAAAGAAACAAAGGAAUCCCAGGCAAAGACAAUUUCAACUGUUGAUGCGAAAAUUAAUGAAGUUAAUGGCAAUUUCGAUAAGCUCGUCGCUGAAAUGAAGGCCGCCCUCGCAAAACAGAAGGAAACAAUCACUGCAAAAAUCGAAUCUGGAGAUAAUCAAAUUAAUGAGAGACUCGAAAUCGAAAUCAAGAGGUUCGAUGCGUUAGUCGGUGGCUCAAAGACUACGAUAGAGGACAUAACAAAGUCAAUAGACCUUGUUAAGGAAGAUAUCUCAAAUCAAAGCAACGAACUGAAGGAAGCUGAUGCUAAAACUAACGCCGCUCUGCAGGCUUCCAUCGAAGAAAAUGAGUCAAAGCGUCAGAAACUCGACACAAAAAUUGAUCAGGUCAAAUCUGAGACAAAAGCACAGUUGGAAACCCUCCAAACACAAGUAUCUGAACGCCUUGAUAGAUACAAAGAGAGGAUUUCGGGUAUUUCCGCUAAAGUUGAAGACGCAAAAACAGAAAUUUUGCAAAAAGUUGCAGAAAACCAAGAUUUGAACAGCCAAGAACAUGCGAAAUUGGCUGCAAGUAUCGAACAGAUCAAGAACAUCUCAGAAGAAAUCGAAUCUAAAGCUCAUCAAGAAAAUGAUGAGUUAAUUGCAGAAAUCAGCGAAGACAUCAGGAACAAAGUUGCAGAAGUCAACACCAACUGCCAGGAAAUCAGAGGAAUUCUCGCUACUUUGCAAGGAGAAUCCACUUUAACUCUGGAUGAAAUCGAAAAGUCCAUCAAGAAAGUAAAAUCGAGGGCUGACGAGAAGAUAAGUAACAACAAGCAGUUGAUUGAACAGCGCGCGCAAGAGUUACAGACGCAAAUGGAGACAUAUAAUAACUCUACCGACGAAAGAAUCAAAUCUGUGACCGAUGGAUUUGCCGCUCUGACUGACAAGAACCGCCAGAUGAUAGACGAUAGCACGAACAAGAUCGAAAGCGACAUAGAAAAGAACAAACAGGAAUUGUUGGAAAAAAUUUCACUGACACAAACAAAUUUGGAUAAUUUUGUAGGGGGAGUCACCUCCACAAUGCCACAGGUUUUGGAGAGAAUGACGAAUUUCGAGACAGAAACACAGAAUACGUUCUCUUCCCAGAAGAAAGACAUUAAAAAGAUCAAAGAUAAAUUUGAAGAGUUAUAUAGCGUCGUUGAGAACAGCUUAGAAGAGAACAAAGAGAGAGUAUUGAACACUGAUGCGACAUUAAACACGAAAUUCGAUGCAUUGACCGCUCAAGUCAAAGAUAUCAAAGAUAAAGAAAUUAAUGACAAAGCAGAGCUUACUAAACAGAUUGAAGAGUCAUCCAACAGAAUCACUAAGUUCAUUGAAGAAGGAAAUGAGACUCAAAAGGCAAGAGAUGCUAAGCAAGAAACAGAUAUCGAACAAAUUCAUCAAAAUAUCACUAAUCUCGAGCAAAGAGUCACUGCAAAUAUCACAGUGACUGUUGAACAGACCGAGAAAUCCUUAAACAACAGGAUAAACAAGCUCAAAGGAAAUAUCCAAUCAUUAGACGACAAAUUCAACUCAUUAACUGGAUCAGAAGACGCCUCCAUCCCAGGAAUGAUGAAACGCAUCUCUACUUUAGAAGAGAAACAGAAAUCUUUCGAUCCUUCUAAGACAGACAAAAUCCAAGAAGAACUAAACACACUCAUUCAAAAUUUGAAUGCAGAAAUAAUUGAGAAGGACUCUCAAAUUCGAGAAACGAUGAAACAGAACAUUGAUGAGCUCAAAUCGAAUAACGAUCAAUUAGUUCAGUCAAUCAAAGACAAAUUCUCUAAAAUGAGCUCUUCAAACAAAGAACAGUUUUCAUCACUUAAUUCAUCAAUAGAAUCAAUCAGAGGAGGCUCCUCUGCAUCGAUAAACGACUUGUCCAAGAGGAUUGAAGAGGUCUUCCACCAGAUGGACUCGCAAAUCACUGUCCACACAACAGAAUUAACAAAUCUGACUGAGAAAACGAACAAAUUGACUAAGGAAGUAUCAGAUUCGGUCGUAAACACAUUGCGCGUUGAGUUGACAGCAAUGAAAGACGAAUCCUCCCAUCAACAAGAGUCAAUUGAAAAAAUCAUUUCGAAGAUCAACGAAAUUCCAAGCAGAAAAGACUACAACAACAUUGUAAAUCGCCUCAACAUCCUCCAAGGCGACUCCAAAGAGACAAUUCCAUUGAUUUUGCAGCUGAUUUCGGACGCAAGAAAUCAAAUUCAAGCCGGAGUUGACGAAUGCAAGCAAGACUCGCGUUUGCUGUUGAAGACAUUCACAUCAGAGCGCGACGACAUCCUCAACACCGCGAAAACAGCCUUCUUCGGUGCAACAAUCACUCUUUCUCAGGCAGAACAAGAAAUUUCGAAGAUCAAAGACAGUUUGGCAUCGAAUUCCCAGAGAUUUGAUGACUUUUCUGGUGAAACAGUCAAGAAGAUCAAAGAACUGUCAUCGAACUACAAACAGUCAUCAAAUGAAAACCAGGCAAACUUCAACAAAAUUCAAACUUUGUUGACUGAUUUAAAUCAAAAAGUGACACAAAAUCAGAAAUCGAUUGAAAGUGAAUUACAAAGUAAUGUUGAAACAAUUAGAAAUGAUCAUGGCAAAGACAAGGCAGAGUUGAAGCAGUCUAUAUUAGAUCUAACACAAGAUGUAAAAGACAGAAUCAAAAUUAUCUCAAACAAAGUAGAUGAAGAAGACGUGAAAUUCGAAACAAUCAAAGACCAGAUUAAGAAGAAAGUUUCAUCAAUUGAACAGACAAUUUCAAACAACAGACAACUGCUGGAUGACCACAUUCUUCUGAAUGAACAACAGGAGAAACAGAGACAGGAGCAGAACCAGAAAGAUCUGCAGACGAAACACCAGGAAAUCACUCAGGAAAUAGACAGUCUGAUCAAAGACUACAACAAACAACAGGAAGAAAACCAGUCCCAGUUCAACAACAAACUGAUGAAUGAAAUAAAUGACGUGAAGGACCAAAUCAACCAGAUUAAAGGUGGUGAUCUGCAGACAGCAAAUAAUAAAAUAGACCACUUGAAGUCAACAAUGAAACAAGUGAAUAAAUCACUGUCAGAAAACAUCGACCAAUUAAACUCUGAAUUAUCUCAAAAAGUGACAGAUUUGAAUUCAGAAUUUUCACAAAAAGUGAGUGAAAUCAACGACAAAAUCAAAGUUGUUGACGACAAGACAAACCAAGUAGAAGGGAAACUGAAUGACUCCAUUGCCAAGAAAGGAAAUGAUUUGAGCGUAAUGAUUUCUGCUUCUGAACAAAAGACAAAAGAAUUAAUUGAGAAAAAUAAUCAGAAACAAAAUGAGGAAUUGAAAGGUUUACAAAAUACGUUACAAAAUAACAGUAAACAGAAUGAUGACAAUGUCAACAACAUACAAAGUAAGCUGCAGGAACUGAAGAAAGCCUUGGACAACAUUGAGAAAGAGCAGACAAACAGUUUGGACCAGUUUAUGAUUCAAGCCUCCAAAAAAGUUAAAGAACAAAUUUCUCAGCAAAUCCAAGAAAAUAAUCGAAUUUUCGAUAAAAUCUCUGAGAAGUUUGAUGCACAAAACAAGGCCAAUGACAGUAGAAUUGACCAGUUCAAGAAGGAAAUCAGCGAAAUCAAACAAACUGUUGAUGCAAAACUCAAUGAAACAAAUCAGAAUUUGUUGAAUAAUUCUAAAGAAAAUAAGGAACGAUUAAAUUCAAUUGAAAAUAAGAAUAAAGAAGUUUUGGAUCAGUUCAAGCAGAGGAUAAGCGAGAAUGAGCAGAAAGUCAUUGACAUAAACGCAGGAGUCAACGAAAUGAGUGAUGAUUUGAACCAGAGAAUGAAGAAAGUUGAGAAUUCUCUCAAAAAUGUCAAAGAAGUAACUAAAAACAAUUUGGACGAAUUCUCCGCCAAAAUUGAUAAGGCAAACGAAGAAUUCAACAACAAGCUGCAAAAGAUUAUUGACGAUAACGAUAAAAUAAACAAAGAAAUGUCAGAAAAAAUUGAAAGUGAACUGAAAUCAAAUUCAGAAAAUCUGACAAAUAACUUUGACAAAUUGUCAACAAAGAUCAAUGCGGACAUGUCCAACAUGCAGGCGAAGACAAGGAGCGACAUCGGACAGGUCGAAUCUUCUCUGAAUUCCCUCAAAGAAAUGGAUAAUUCUUUGUCAGAAAAAUUGAAAGAAUUAGAAAAAGUGACAGAUUCAAUGAACAGCAAAUUUAACUCGGAAAUUGGCAAAGUGCAGACGACAAUGAUCACUUUCACGAACCAGACAACUGAAUCCAUCAAUUCCCUCAAACAAGAAACGACAAAAGUUUCUAAAAACUCAGAGAGAUUGGAGAAACAGUUUAAUGAUGUGUCAGGCUGUUUUGACACUUUAUUAAACGGCACCAAUGCACUUCAGAGGCGCCGUGACACUGAGAUAGAUGCAAUGAAAGGCGCUGUGGAGAAAGCGACGACAGACAUUGCAAGUUUGCAGCACAUUCACCGCCACAACGCUGAUUUCGAGAAAUUCAACAUGAAAUUCGAACAGACACUGGCGAGCAUCAAAGAUUUCGAGAACAGGAUCUGCUCCAUUCUCUUCCCAUCUCUCCAAUCUCUUCCUGCAAUCAAUUCCUCCGUUGUUUCUCCGGCGAAAUCAACUGUUUCCAAUUCCCAGAAAGUUCCAAGAGUUCCGAAGAAAGAAAGAUUCGUUGUUCAGGCGAAAGACGGAGAUGAAAUCGGUCAGAUCGCAAGAAGAGCUCUGACAGAACACCAGCACGUACAAAUCCAAGUUUCUGCUCGUGCAAAAGUGACAUGGCAAAAAGUGGUUUCUAUUUCACCUCUAUCGAGUUUGACAGUUGUUUGCGACGAAACAAACGCUGAAAUGCAGAUCAGCUCGACAGCGAAGAUAGGCGAAAUGGCGACACCGACAAGAUGCAUUGUUGAUGGAACAGGAAUUUUGAGAAUUUUGGGAAUAAGAGUGGUGGCUAAAACAAAUUGUUCGGAAUUGAAAGGUUUACAAGAUUUUACAUCAUUAUUUGUUUUGCGUUCGUUUGAUGCAGCGGGUCCAAGUGUUUGCACGUUCAGGCAGUGCGAUAUAGAGAGCGAUGUUUCUAUUGUAAAUGCUGGUGGAAGUGCAAACGCUCAUGUAGAAUUUAGUUCUUGCAGGAUUUCGAGUUCUUCGAGAAAUAAAAAUGUCGUCAACCCUGUCACUGCAAACUGCGGCGGAUUCGAACAGGGAUUCGCGUACGUGUCGACAAACGAUAUGAAGAUCACUGAUAGACAGAUUGUUUGGGCUGAUAGCGAAUUCAUUUUCAACGAAACACUUGAAAGAUAA
Molecule: messenger RNA, 6582 nt
Organism: Trichomonas vaginalis G3
Lineage: Eukaryota; Parabasalia; Trichomonadida; Trichomonadidae
Product: apolipoprotein family
Exons: 1
Coding region: 1-6582 (2193 amino acids)
Source: RefSeq, a predicted model, not a curated record